This is a messenger RNA of Chinchilla lanigera (long-tailed chinchilla), 6203 nucleotides long. It is a transcript of the gene St3gal1, whose product is annotated as ST3 beta-galactoside alpha-2,3-sialyltransferase 1. Lineage: Eukaryota; Metazoa; Chordata; Mammalia; Rodentia; Chinchillidae. The transcript is spliced from 10 exons. The record is from RefSeq and is a predicted model, not a curated record. Bases 951 to 1973 code for a protein of 340 amino acids. Gene Ontology annotation, molecular function: beta-galactoside (CMP) alpha-2,3-sialyltransferase activity.
CCAGCCUCACCCCGCCUCCCGCGUCCCCGGCGCUAGCCUCGGCCGGCGGAGCCCCACUAUGCCAGACAGUUUCGACACUUUGCAAAGACAAAGAGCCCUCAACCGGAGGGAGGCGAGAGAGGAGGAAGAGGAGAGAGGGGAGCCAGAGGCGAGGUGAGCCGCGCGUGGGAUUCCGCUUCCCUCGGCUGGAAAUGCCAGGGACAGGCCAUCAGUAGGUCCGAGCUCUUUGCUGAGCAAAGGGACCAUUCCACCUGUGACUGGGAAUGGACAGCCUCUCAGCCUUCUGAGAUGGAGAGACUGAGGCUCAGAGGUUAAAGAGCGCCACUAAGCUCACAUGGCGGGGCCUGAGAAGGGAUGGAGAGAGCUUGCUUUUCCAUUGCGCUUUCCCCCAGGGUUUUUAGAAGCAUUAAACAUUACCAGGUCAGCAGCUCUGGCAGACCAUGGUCCUCAUCAAGACAGCCGCUUAACUGCCACCUCCCUGGCGACAGCAUGGAAGAGUCAAGCAUCUAAUUAAGGAUCAUCGCACACCACACUUUCCGGAGGAGUGGGUGUUACCGAGGUGUCCCUGCAUAUCCCAAGACCUUCCUGCCACGUCCUCAGCCCUGAAGGUCCCCAGACUGAAUGGGACAGGAAAUCACUGUUAUUAUGUUUAAUGAGAACUUUGACUAGAGGCGUCAUUGGCCCUUUCAGGAUUGCAGAAGAGGCAGGCUACCUUAUAUCCCAAAGAGCAAAUCCAUCACACCACGGAUGGCCUUUGUGUGCCACACAGGGACAUCCAGAACACAGGGCCGGCCGCUUCUCCCUGGGAACGAAGUUGGCCUAAGCUGCCCUUGAGGCCUUCCUGGGGAUCCACCGUCCCCUCCAACUGAGCCUGCUCAUCUAAGAUUUCCUUUGUGUCUCUACUCAGUGAAGUAGGGCCCCCUCCCACCACCCCUCAGCAGGAAGCAAAGAUGAUGACCACACAGAAGAAGACCCUCAAAGUGCUCACCUUCCUGGUGCUCCUCAUCUUCCUCACCUCCUUUUUCCUGAACUACUCGCACACUGCGGUGCCCGCAGCCUGGUUCCCCAAGCAGAUGGUCCUCGAGCUGUCACAGAACCUCAGGAAGCUGAUCAAGUCCCGGCCCUGCACCUGCACACACUGCAUCAGCCAGCUCAAGGUCUCAGCUUGGUUUGACAAGCGCUUCAACCAGACCAUGCAACCGCUGCUCACGGCCCACAAUGCAGUCCUGGAGGAGGACACGUACCAGUGGUGGCUGAGGCUGCAGCGGGAGAAGAAACCCAGUAACCUAAGCAAUGCCAUCAAGGAGCUGUUCAGCGUGGUGCCGGGGAACGUGGACCCCAUGCUGGAGAAGAGCUCGGUGGGUUGCCGUCGCUGUGCAGUCGUGGGCAACUCAGGCAAUCUGCGGGAGUCCUUGUAUGGGCCUGAGAUAGACAGCCAUGACUUUGUGCUCAGGAUGAACAGGGCACCCACAGUGGGGUUUGAAGCUGACGUAGGAAGCAAGACCACGCAUCAUCUGGUGUAUCCUGAGAGCUUCCGGGAGCUGGGGGAGAAUGUGAACAUGGUCCUGGUCCCCUUCAAGACCAUCGACUUGCAGUGGGUUGUCAGCGCCACCACCACUGGUACCAUCUCCCACACCUAUGUCCCGGUCCCCACGAAGAUCAAAGUGAAACAGGAUAAGAUCCUGAUCUACCACCCAGCCUUCAUCAAGUAUGUCUUCGACAACUGGCUGCAGGGCCACGGGCGGUAUCCGUCCACUGGCAUCCUCUCGGUCAUCUUCUCCAUGCAUGUCUGUGAUGAGGUGGACUUGUAUGGCUUUGGGGCAGACAGCAAGGGGAACUGGCACCACUACUGGGAGAACAACCCUUCUGCGGGGGCUUUCCGAAAGACAGGAGUGCAUGAUGGUGACUUUGAGUCCAAUGUGACGGCCACCCUGGCAGCCAUCAACAAAAUCCGGAUCUUCAAGGGGAGAUGAUGCUCCGCAAGGUCAAGGAUGGACUCAUCACCUCACGCCUGUCGGUUUCAGCCCCGGCAUCUCACCAGAGCUGUUCCCCUCUGGGAGCUUCCAGAGCCAGCCCCGGGGGUGCCCAGGUGCUGCUCAUAGCCUCCUGCACUCCCGCCUUAGGCAGCAUUGACUCAGCAAAGUCACCCCACUCUGCCAGGGCUGCACGGCAAGUCCUAGGACCUGUCUCGGGCUGCAGAGCUCGCCACACUGCUGUCUCAGUGCUGGAGUAGCGGGGAGAUGCUGGGAGAGGUAAUUAUUUUGGCUUCUAGUGGAGGGCAAUAUUAAAAGCUCCUGGAUUCUAUGAAGACAGACGAGUUCCCAGGAAAGAUGGGCAGAGGCCAGCUGCUGCUGCAGGGUCCAACACUGACUCUGAAACUCCCAUUCUCACUGGGAUGUUUGUCAGUGAGAGUUACCUCCAGUUUGGAGCCAGGCUAGGCGGCGCAGGCAUGGGGACAAGACGCUGCUGCCUGUUUGCAGGAAGCCUGGCUUCGCUUGAUGUGACAACCCUGCUGUCCCUUUCUUCCUGAGGCUCAUUGAUGAUGACCUGGUGAGCCAACCGACCCCAAGGUCUUCAUAGAAAUGUGGCCGCAUGUUUCCAACAGGAGCAGCUGCCUCUGCCUACACGAGUUCUCUUUCCUCAUCAAUCUCCGUGGCUCUAAUUAGCGCCGAGAGCAGAUCUGACUACUUCAUGUGCCUUUGUGCUUGGGGAAGAAGUGCAUGCCCUGCCUGAGAUGAGGCAAAAGCCCCCGCUCAAAGAAGGGAGCACCCUGCUGCACAGCUGGAAACCUCUUGCUAGGUUCCUGAGCCAGCACCUGAAGUGGAACGAGGCUCAGAUGACACGGGGGGAUACACUGGCUGUGGCAUCCAGCUGUUUCCCAGGACUGUUUGGUUCAGCGCCUGUGACCUUCCCCAGCCAAGUAGGACCUCCCAGCCAGCGUUUUCCCCGAGUGCCUGAGCCCUGGGCUACCUUCUUGGAGUCCUGGGGUCAGGGUGGGGGCUUCCAAGGAAUGGUGACCAGCACAUACCUCGUCUCCUCACUCUCAGUCUUUCCCCUCCUGCUCUGCCUUCCUAAUUAUUUAUUGGUAUUUUUUAAUUCAACUGACAUGUGUGUGCUCUGGCUGUGCCACCAUCCCUGGUGUUUCCAUUAAGUUUCUGUUUCGUCUCCUGUGUCUGGGAGCAGGGAUUUUAAAGGAGGGCUGCUAGGAAUCCUCGUACUUCGGGUAGAGGGCAUUAAGGCUGGACAUGGCCAGGGCGGGUUCCAGGGUGAAGGUUGGUGCGCUGUGGGCUGGUCCCAGCCACCUCCCCUCUGACAUACCUUCCUCCCUCUUCCUCCUCCUGGCUCGGCUCUCAGGCUAGGAGUCUCCCCCUCACGCCACCUCACUGGCUGGGGGAGCAGAGCAGCAGGCACAGGGACAGUGACUGCUAGCUGUAAUCACUGACAAUCAGAAAAGCCACUUGCUAUGGAGAACAUUUUCCAAAGGCAGAUGUUUGGCGAGGAGGUGAGACAGUUUCUGGAUAAAGAAGGUUGGGUCCCUCCCCGAGUCAGACCCUCUGCAGACCAGGAGGGAGAGAGGUCAGGAGCUCAGGGGCCUCAGUCAGGGACCACAGAUGGGGGGCUUCAGACCAUCCACAAAAGUUCCUGGGAAGUGCACGCCAUGUUUGGUUUUUCCCUUGAGCAUGCGCAGAUGAGCAUUUUUGCUGUAGCUUUCAGAAGAGUCUCAGAGAUUCAGAAUCCAGAAGAGGUAUUUUUGCUUUUGUUUUCGUUUUUGUGUAGAAUGUAGUACCUGUGCCAGCUUUAAGAAUCUUCCCAGACUUAGGAUUCAUGCCUGAUAAAGGUGGGUAAAUUGUGAGGUCCUCAUUCUGAAUGUGCGUCCUCGAAUGUUACAAAUCAGUCACCUGUAAUGAGAAGAGCCCAGCUCAUGUUUGUUAGCUGUCCGAUCCAUCACAGGGACGAACUUGAGACAAGUGCACAUGCGCACAGCAAGCAGUGCGCACUCUCCGUGGCCCGCUCAGCUACAGGCUGAGUCUGUUCAGAGAGGACAGUUUCCGGUGGAGCCAUCGGCUUGCUUGUGUCCGCUGUGUAAGAAGAGGUCUCAGAAGCGAAGUUGUGCCUGUGUCUGAGCUAGAAGCUGCUUGGGAAGUCUGUCUGCCUGCAUCUGCCUCCCCGCUGUGAGAAGAUAGUCCAGCUAUGGGCCCCACCCCUGAGUCCCUGAGCCAGCACUACAUUUUACAGAUGAGAGAAGCAAGGCCCAAAGAAGGGAUGUGACUUGCAAAAGUGAUCCCAUAUGACAGAGAGCACAAGUCAAAGAGAACUAGAGCAAAACUAGGAUGGUAUUGGCUGCACAUUUAAAAUGGACAGAGUUGGGCUUUCCUGGCAAGAUCCCACCCAGCCAGUCUUGGGGGAUAGAAACCAGAUGUGGGUGUCUCAUACAGGCUCUGCCUCAGCCACAUCUCUGUCCUCAGGCCUCCUGAGUGGCUCUCAGUAAGCUCCUUGAUGUCAUAUACUUCCUGGUGGAAGAGAGGACGGGUGGUGUUUCUCUUUUCCAUAUCUCAGCAGACAUCUUACUUAGCAAGAUAUACUUAAGCAAAUAAAAACAGUUGCUGGCUGUGGCUAGAAUUAAAUGCACAACUAGUUUAAGUCUAGGGUGAGCGUGACAGAACUAGGGUGUGCUGGAGGCAGGAGAGUACCCUAGCUGGGAGACCCACCCUGGGCUUCAGGCAGCAAGUGGAGGGCCCUUGUCUCAAAGAGCUGAACCUGAGGGCUCUGGGCAGGGGCGCUGAGGGGUCCUAGGAGAUCUCAGCGGAGCUUUGGCCCUCAAUCCCUCAGUAAGCCAGUAGGCACAAUUUCCAGUGCCAGCAUCACCGACCCCUACCUCCCUGGUCCUCACCCACUGUUAGGAUUGAAAGGAGGGCAGAUUGGUAACAUUUGCUGCCCAGAGGGACCCGGGGCAAAAUUCUCAAAUGGGCGCCCUUUGAAACUCUGGCUUUGUCAGGUGUGAUCCAACAAACUUUGUGGGCUGAACUCAGCUGGAGAAGUCAGAUUCCAGAAAACAGGAACAAUGAAGCCAGAGGAAAGGCCAGUGAGGGCGGGAAGACCUGGGGGCUGUUUUAGGCACAGGCCAGACUGGGGGGGCCGGGAUGGAAUCCCAAUCCCUGCUGUGUCCAAAAGGGUGGGCUAAGGGCCAGUUCUACUUCCGUGAGAAUCCCGAGUCUGGUUCUGGGUCAGAAGUGGACAGAACCACAGAGAACAUUUAGGACUUCAGUGAUUGCUUUGCCCGUUCUUUUUCAAGGGAGCCUGAAAACCAGCAAAAUGAAAAAGGAAAUGCUCUCCCCCUUACCGGGUGCUGAUGGGAAAUGCUUUCUCCUGGGAAGCCCAGCCUCAAGUGGCUACUGUCCGGUCAAAGAGGCUGAACCAGCUGGGGGACCCCUGACACCAGCAACUGUCCUCACCCCUCCAGAGAGCUCAGGGACACCACUGUGCCCAUUGUGGACACCUGGUUUGCAGCAAGCAUGGCCAUGUAGAACAGGCUGCUCCUCCCCUCUGUGGCGUGGGAGGUGGGUUCUGAGAGAAUCAAGAUGCGCUUUCCUCUUCCGGUUCCUCGGCAGUACUCUGAGGCGCUACCUGACAUCUGCGCAAAGGAAAACUGACUUAGGAAGCAAACGGCAGGGACAGGUAAGGCAGGCAGCGUCUGGGCCAGGCCAGUGGGGAAUCAAAAACCUCCCUCCUCGCCCAAAGGACCCUGAAACUCGCAGGCAAUGAGCCCCCGCCAGCCACCUCUUUUCCCCCAGCCCAUCCAGACUCUGUCUGGUCCCUCGAUUUUACCUUGGUGCCAGGGCUCACCGCCUGCCAGGCGUCUGGCCCGGGGGUGGCAGCUUUAUCCCCAUCCUGCUCAGGAGCCCCAGCCCUCCCUCCUGCACAAUCAUUUUAGUCCUUCACCCGGUCCCCUUCAAAGCCAAAGUUCCUUGAGCACUUUUUCUUCCUUGCCAUCUCUUUCACUUGGCUCUUGGUGAUUUGAAGUUUGCUUUCUCCUCCCCUGUACCUCCUUCUGGUUUAUUUCGCAGCUGAGUGUUGACUGAUCUGGAUGGGUUUUGAAUGACAUUAGUGAGUCUGCUUCCUCAACUCCUGCUCUGUUUUAUUUAUUGUUGAAUAUUUCCAAUGAUCCAAAUCAAAAUGAAUAAAAAAAGAAUUAUUUUAUCGUU